AUGGCCAGGGCGGCGCUCGAUGCCAAGCCGCACGCUGCGCUCGUUUGGCACCGAUCCGUGCGCAGCCUCGUUGUCGGGGCCUACGCGGAGGCGUCGGACGACCUGCACCAGCUGUUCGACUGUGUGGAGGCGCGGUCCUACUUCGCUACGACGCUGCGGCGGGCGUGGGGCGUGCACUUUGCGCGCGAGUUCGCGCGGCACCGCAUCCGACGCGUGGUGUUCGUGGGGGCCCCGCGGCGACAGCCGGGCAGGCCUCUCGCGACGGCCGAUGGCGACUGGCCGGCGCUCUCGGCGGGCGAGUUUGCGGCGCACGCGCUGCGCGUAGGCGGCGCGUGGGCAGGUGGCCCGCCCGGCCGUCGGUGA
Molecule: messenger RNA, 363 nt
Organism: Emiliania huxleyi CCMP1516
Lineage: Eukaryota; Haptophyta; Isochrysidales; Noelaerhabdaceae
Exons: 3
Coding region: 1-363 (120 amino acids)
Source: RefSeq, a predicted model, not a curated record